AUGGGUACAGAACCAACCACUUCUGAAGUUACUUACCUUCAUGCGAGCAACGACAUUGGACUGUGGGCUCGGGCUUAUAAGCUUUUGCAGACUCGAGAGCCCGAACUGAUGAAAGAAUACAAGAAGCACCUGGCCUCCUUGCAACGCAACUGCUCAACUGUUGCAGACAUCUUAACUUUGCAAUCCAUUGAAACAGUCGUGAAGCAACUGUUGGACGAUCGGAAAAAGAAGCAGUGGCGGGUCUCGCUUCUGGGAAAGGAUAAAGAUACGAGAGCAAACAGAGAGAUUAGUGAAGUCCCUACUUAG
This is a messenger RNA of Penicillium canescens, 306 nucleotides long. RefSeq lists its product as uncharacterized. Lineage: Eukaryota; Fungi; Ascomycota; Eurotiomycetes; Eurotiales; Aspergillaceae. The transcript has a single exon. The record is from RefSeq and is a predicted model, not a curated record. Bases 1 to 306 code for a protein of 101 amino acids.